CAAUCACAUUGCUCGCCCACGAAUUCGCGGUUACUGAUUGGACGAAUUCGGUUGGCGAGCGUGAUGACGUUUAACGUUGCUAGCGAAAGGGCAAAAAUAGGAGGGAGGAACCCGAAUGGAGGCCGUCGGUGUUGAAGAAUCGAUACAAUCGAGUGAGAAAGCUGCGUUAAAAAACUGCAAGAGUACGUUUUAAUAUUUCGGGAUUUGAGUCGGAUAGCCUCUGUAGAUUUCGCCGAGUCGCUGUUCCGGUCCCCGGAGUUUGCUGUAGCCUCAGUUUGUGGAGCAGUGCCUUCUUGUUUAUAUUGUGCAGAACCCGAGAUCUGGAGUAGGAGGCCCGUCGCGCGACUGACAGUUGGAGAAUAUGAAACGCUCUUCACAAUGACGUCUCGAAUCGUGAAAACCUACAGCCGCAAGGCAGGCGACGGGACGUCCAAGUUCGACGAGGUCCUGUCCAACAAGCGCGCCACACUCAGCACCAAAUGGGGCGAGACCACGUACAAAGCUCAGCUGGGAUCCAAAAGACCCGGCGUGAAGGCCGACCGACCCGACCGGACCAAGAAGCCCAAGACGGCGGAGGACGAUGGCUCUGAGGACCCGUUCGGGUUCGACAGCGACGACGAGUCGAAGCCCGUGUCGUCCCGUAACGCGUCCAAGUCCCCGGCCAAGCUGGGUUCUGCGGAGGCCGGUCUGACCCUGGAGCCUAACAGCAGAGUGAACCAGCCCGCCAGCGUGGAGGCGGCGGCACCGGGCCGGCCCCCGACCCGCACGGCGCCCACGCUGAGUGCAGAUAAGAGUUCCGUUUGGGUCCCGGAGGACUCGGGGAAGUUCUUCAGCAGCUCCACAUCAGACAAGAGCCACAGCUGGUCCAGCGAGAACACGGAGCGUCACAGCUACUCGUGGUACAAAAACGCUUCAGAGAGUGACCGCAAACCGCUAGCCCAGACCACCACCCUGAAGUCGGAAAAAUCUGAAGCCAAGGAUUCGUUCGACGCGUGGGGCGCCAUCGUCGGACUGGGGUCCCGCUCCACGUCUCCUCUGUCGGCCUUCAGAGACCCUCCGUCCAGCACGUGGACCUCCAGCAGCAGCCUCCUGACCAAACCCCCUGCCGAGACCCGUGUCACCGAGGUCGGUCAGGGAGACCUGGAUCUCCCAGUGGAACCUUCGGAAUCGGAAGAUCACUCGCAGUCGCUGCUCAGGACCUCCAACUGCAGGACGUACUGCAGACCCAACAAAAGCAAGCCGUCCGCCUUCGGGGGCACGUCGAACAGCGACGGUGCGGGUUCCGCGAAGACCGGCGACAGCGAGGGCAAGAGCCGGGGCAGGACGAGGGACUACACGGUGCUGCAGCCGUCCAGCAUGUCCGCCUGCAACGUCACCAUUCAGGACUCCAUGGAUCGGGGAAUGGAGGAGUACACACAGAGUGCCCCUGCGGCUGAUCCGGGAGAGGCCGGGAGACUGAGGAAGAAAGCUGAGCCCGAGACCAAACCUCCCAGGUCCAGAUCCAUACAGAACAAGACCAAAAAGGAGAGCAAGCUGGACCUCUUCGGCUUCGAUGACGGAGACGCUCCCUCCGCGGAAGGAGACCCCGCCUCCUCGGGCGGCUCCAACUACAAGAUCAAAUACUUCGGCUUCGACGAUCUGAGCGAGAGCGAUAGCGACGGGGGCGAGGACGAGGAAAAGCCGAGGAAGACCAGGAGGAUGGCCUCCAUGCCGGUGGAAGUUUCCGGCGUAGCUAGUGUAGACGUUUCUCGACCUAAAGCACCUCAGGAGAACAGCAGCACAGGUCAGAAACUCUACCUCGAACGAGAUCCUUUGGAGAUACCUGAGGUGAACUCGCGCACCACGCCCGAGGUGCCGAAGAGGCCUCAGGUCAAACCUCAGGAGAAAGUCAAGGAGAGCAGCAGGAGGAUCUUCAGCGGACCCAAACGGUCUCCUACUAAAGCUGUGUAUAACGCAAGACACUGGAACCAACCAGAACCUGAAGAGCUGCCACCUCCACCUCCAUCUGCAUCACAGGCUGCUCCGGCCUCGUCAUCCAGCAGCAGCAAAGAGUCGAGCUCGCAGAAAGGAGACGAGGGUGUGUUCAAGACUCCGCCCCUUCCGCCCAAAGUCACCAAGUCGGUCACUGUGCCCACUGAGCCUUACCAGGACAUCGUCACUGCACUGAAAUGCCGGAAAGAGCACAAGGAGUUAUAUACAGUGGUGCAGCACGUGAAGCACUUCAACGACGUGGUGGAGUUCGGAGAGAACCAGGAGUUCACGGAUGACUUCGAGUACCUGGCUACGGGCCUGAAGAGCGGCCAGCCUCUCAACACUCGCUGCCUUAGUGUUAUUAGCCUGGCGACACGCUGCGCUCUGCCCAGCUUCCGCAUGCACCUGAGGGCCCGGGGCAAAGUGGCGCAAGUCUUUAAGACACUCAAUGAUGCCCCCCAGCACCCUAACCUGGCUCUAUGCACGGCGUCCCUGAUGUACAUCCUGAGUCGCGACCGUUUGAACAUGGACCUGGACCGGGCCAGUCUGGAGCUGAUGAUCCGCCUGCUGGAGCUGGAGCAGGACAAAACAGCAGACAGCCAGCUCUCGGCCAAAGAGAUGAGCAAAGUGAAGGAACGGAUCCGCAAGCUGUGCGAGACGGUGCACAACAAGCACCUCGACCUGGAGAACAUCACGACGGGGCAUCUGGCCAUGGAAACGCUGUUAUCACUAACAUCGAAAAGAGCAGGAGACUGGUUCAAAGAGGAGCUCCGGUUACUGGGAGGACUCGACCACAUCGUGGAUAAAGUGAAAGAGUGUGUGGAGAACCUGAGCUGCGAGGAUGAUAAGGAGAAUCUGGUGGCCUCUCUGUGGGGGGCCGAGAGAUGUCUGCGUGUUCUGGAGAGUGUCACCGUGCACAACCCAGAGAACCAGGCCUACCUGAUCGCCUACAAAGACUCCCAGCUCAUCGUCUCUUCGGCUAAGGCCCUGCGUCACUGUGAGGAGAUGAUCCAGCGGUACACCCGGGACGUGAACAGGAGCUCGUCAGGCUCGUCACAGCCCCACUGCAGCGUGGGUAAAGCGGUGCAGGACUGCAUGAGGGCCGUCAUCGGUGUCCUGCUCAACCUCACACACGACAACGAAUGGGGAAGCACAAAGACGGGUGAGCAGGAGGACCUGAUCAUCACGGCGCUGAACUGUGUGCUCAGGGUGCCUCAGUAUCUGCCCCAGGAGCAGCGCUUCGACAUCAGAGUGCUGGGUCUGGGCUUGCUGAUCAACUUGGUGGAGUACAGUGCGAGGAACAGACAUUGUCUGGUGGAGAUGGAGAUGGAUGGAGGCGAGCUCUGGGAUUCAGUAUGUGUGUCUGACAAAGAGGAGCUGAACACAGGGGGCUCACUGAGUGCCAUCGCGGCUCUGGUGAAGCUGUUCCUCCAGCGUGAACACGCUGCCGUCCUGGCCGAAGCAGAGACGGACGACUUCAUCAACGACGUGCCCGCACAGCCACUGGACCAGAGCGGCGAGUGGCAGGAGACUUCUGGCGAGAUCCAGUGGGUGGCGUCGGAGGACAAGGGCACGGACGAAGAGACGAAGAAGAAGGACGAGGACGAAGAGGAGCUGGACCUCAACAAAGCGCUCCAGCAUGCAGGGAAGCACAUGGAGGACAGCAUCGUGGCCUCGUACACUGCACUGCUUUUGGGCUGCCUCUGUCAGGGAAGCCCUAUGAACGUGAGUACUGUGCGGGAGAACCUUCCCAAAGGGGACUUCUCCAUCAUGACGGAAAUGCUGAAGAAGUUCCUAAAUUUCAUGAAUCUCACUUGUGACAUGGGCACCACGGGCCAGAAGUCGAUCUCUCGGGUCAUCGAUUACCUCGAGCACUGCUAGUGUGUGAGCGGAGGUCGACUUGACACACACACACACAUACAGACACACACACACUCAUACACAGACACACACACACACACACACACUUGUCCAGACAUCGGAAUGCAGAGACCCACCAGCAGCUGGGCGUCAGCAGUGCUGUUCCUCGUUUCGGAAGAACCCGCUCCUCGCUAUGCUCUGAUGAUGUCACGCCGCAAACCAGCCUUAGAGGAACACGCAGCGCACGUUUUUUUGCCCCCCCCCACCCCCCAAUUUGUUUAUCACUCGUCAGUUUAGUCUCAGGAGCCGAGCGAUGCGGUGUAGCUCCGAUUCCGAAAACACCCCGGCAGGUUCGAACCCGAGCGCACCAGGAAGAAACGGCGUGUGUCCUGGCGUGAGAAUCCUGCCGCACGACUAGCAGGACCGCACAGCGCGGUUAGCUGAAGUGUUUAACCGCUCCAAGAUUCCACGCUCCAGUGCUCAGUUCGGCUCGGCUCCACGAUUUGCAUUUUUAUUUUUUAAAUACGUCUAUAUUAUUAUUAUUAUUAUGAUAUAAUUUAUUUGGAUUUAAGGGCACUGCAUGAUUUUUAAGCUGAAUGUCAGUAUAAAGCCCUUCAAGUCCCUAGCGUUUAACCUCUCUCUUCCCCAACACGUGUCCCGACGCCGUCGUUCCUUCUGUCGUUUCUGUUGACGCCUUUUUCCCCUUCACACUCGAACACACAGAAUCACCACACGUUUAUUCUUUAUUCCUCUGUUGAUGAAAUUGGGAAUGAAUUCACCGUCUAGUUGUACAGAACAAGACAUACAAGGUGUUUUUAUUAUUAUUAUUAUUAUUAUUAUUAUUUACUUUGGAUCAAUGCGUAUUAUCAAUACUUCUUUUUUUUUUUUUUUGCCUGCUGCGAACGUUUUGUUGGUCGUUUGUCCCCUACAGAAACAGUGGUGUCAUUGUGUGUGUGUGUGUGUGUGUGUUCAGUGCGCUAACCAUGGCCCGUUACUUAACUCUGGAAAUGAAUGGAACCACACAGAUGUACAUAUUUCUGUAAAUACCGGCUCUUGGAAAUCUAGAACGAUAGACUACUUUUCAGAAUCGAACCGUAUUUUUUAUUUUAUACAGCUUUUCUUUUUUUGUUGCUUUUUUUUUUUCUUGUUGUUCUGUUUGUUUGUUUUUUUCUCCCCCCCCUCUCAGUUUUGUUGGUCAGAUUUAAGCUGCGUCCAAAAGCCAACUUGCAGGAACCUGGACACUUUGUUACCGAUUUCAAAAAAACAAAAAAACAAUGCCUUUGAUUACUUGUAUAUAAUUUUAACUUGAAUAAAAAGUUGUUACUUUCACUA
Messenger RNA from Ictalurus punctatus (channel catfish), 5163 nucleotides. RefSeq names its product WAPL cohesin release factor b (gene waplb). NCBI's taxonomy places the organism in Eukaryota, Metazoa, Chordata, Actinopteri, Siluriformes, Ictaluridae. Gene Ontology annotation, biological process: regulation of chromosome condensation. The record is from RefSeq and is a predicted model, not a curated record. Bases 379 to 3852 code for a protein of 1157 amino acids. The transcript has 20 exons.